AUGACAUCCUCCACCAACCUCGUAAACGAGAAGGGUCAGGACCUCCCCUACCCCGACGCAGAUACCGAGUACAACAGCGUCUCCGACAAGGAAAAAGAAGCCAGAGACAAUGAAUCAUUCAUUGAAUACGAAUACGAUUCAGCACAAACACCCCACCAACCUCCCUUCUACCGCCGCAAAAAAGUCAUCUGGACCUGUGUUAUCGGCACCAUCAUCUUCCUCGCCAUCUUCAUCCCCCUCUUGAUCUUUGUCAUCAUCCCCAAGAUUGCUCAGGCGAUGCUCAACUCUUCGUCGAUGUCCGUCCUUCAGUUGAACAUGACUAACCCUGGCGAGACUUCUCUUACUGUCGCUGUCAGUGUGGAGGUUGGAGGAAUUCCAAAGAUCUUUACGGCAGAUAUGGAGUUUACAGAGGAGGUGGUGGUCAGUUGGAAUGGACAGGCCAUUGGAUCGAUGUCAUUGGAUCCUGUGCAUGUCUCAGGUGGAAAGGGUAACAUCUUGCAGUCAACUGCUUUUGCGAUCGUGAACAAAGAUGCCUUUGCCGCCUUCGCCAAAGACAUGCUCGCUGCGGAUGGAUUCGAGUGGACGCUAACUAGUACCGCAACCCUCAAGGCCCUUGGACAGACGAUCAAGAACCUCGAAGUCAACAAGGUCCUCAAAAUGAACGGCCUGAGCAACUUCUCUAACCUCAAAAUCCUCAAGUUCGACCUGCCCGCCGAUGCCCCCGAAGGUGCCAAGAUCUCCAUCACGGCCGCCAUCGCCAACCCUUCGCCCAUCGGAAUGUCCCUCGGAACCGUCACCCUCGACAUGAGCUUUGAGACAGCCUACCUCGGUCGCGUCGUCGCUAAGGAUGUUACCCUGAUUGGGGGGCAGCCCAUGAUCCUCAACCUCGAGGGAACUCUUCUCAAGCAGACCGAACAGGUUCACCUCGACGAGCUCUCGUUGCUCAUGUCCAACUACCUCGGCGGUAUUGUUACCCCCGCCAAGGCCAAGGGUGUCUCUGUUCUCCCCGACGGUGUCAACGCCGUCUCCUGGUUGACUUCCGCCGUCACUGCCAUGACCAUGACGGUCCCCCUCGUCUCGCCUGAGCCCUUGAGUGUUAUCCAGGGGUUGAACAUUGUCGAUAUGGGCCUGACUAUCCGCCCCGAUGCUCCUUGGAACCCCAUUGCGGUUUCCAACGCCGUCAACGCCGUGUUCAAAUUGCCAUUCAACAUCUCCAUCAACAUCACCCAGCUCGCCAACGCCACCAUGACCUUGAUCUACAAGGGUACUCCUUUUGCCGACCUGACCACUGCUGUCUGGAACCAGACCACAUCCGACAUGGCCAACAACAAGAUUGUCUUCACCAUGCCCCCCUCGCCCCUGAAUGUCAACGAUAACGCUCACGAGGCCUUCCAAGCUUUCUUGACCGAGGUUGUUCAGAACACUGACUCUGGAUUCGAGAUCAAGGGUAGCGCUGACACUGUUGCCACUACUCCUAUGGGUAUUGUUCGUCUCAAGGUUCCAUUUACUUCUGCUGUUUCCUUGAAGGGUAUUGGAUUUUCCUCUGUCUCGCCUACUAUCUCCAACGUCACCGUCAUUGGCGGCAAUGCCGACUAUGUCACCCUCUCUGCAAACGUCGACAUCAACAACCCCUCCAUCUUCUCGGUCGAUGUCGGUCCAGUCAGCUUGACGAUUAGCGGCACUGCCGGCGGCAUGGCCGGCGUCAUGGGAGAUGUCAUCCUGCCCAGCCUCAAGUUUGCCCCCGGUCUGACUACCCUGGCUGCACAGGUCCGCUUCCACCCUUCGGACCCCGCCUUCCGCGAUGCCUUCUUCUCCGGGUUUGUUGCCGGCAAUAUCUUUGACUGUACCAUCACCGGAACCGCCCAGUCGACCGACAUUGCCUCGAUGGCGCCCGUUCUCGCAGCCCUGGUCAUGAAGACUCAGGUUCCCGGUAUCAUCCCCGCUCCUCACUUGAUCGUCUCUGGAAACGGUGCCCCUUCGAUCGGAACAGUCAUCGGAAACCGCCAGAUCCCCUUGACGGUCUCUAUCCUCAACCCUCUCCAGACCACGCUAUCCAUCGACGACAUUAAGGCCCAGGUCUUCUGGGAGGGCAACUUUUUCGGUACCAUCGAUACCGCCGUCCCCUUCUCGAUUGCCCUCGGCGCCACCGCCGCCUCCCCUCCAUUGGUUGUCCAGGCCCCCUCUGGUUUCGAGUUUGGUCUGUUCAUGAUCUCGACUUUCUUGCCCAAGAACAUGGGCGUCCUCACAGGUACUAUCGUCAAUGUCGACAUGACUUCCAACCUUGGUGUCACUGUCGGUGCCUCCGCCGGCGCUGCAGGAUACACUGCCGGUAUCAGCUAUAACCAGACUGCCGUCCCUGCCUUCUUGAAGCUCGAUCUCGGCUUUGCCCAGAAACGUUCCUUGGAGUCGAUCAGUGCUCUUUCCCCCCGUGCUGAGCCCUCGGUUUAUGACGGACCCGAGUACCUGCAGUGGCUGCAGGAGGCCCUCUUUGCCACCUACCCCGAGGAGGCCAAGGCGUAUGUUGCCACGUUGAACAAGUGA
Messenger RNA from Linnemannia hyalina, 2541 nucleotides. The record is from the annotation of a GenBank genome assembly. NCBI's taxonomy places the organism in Eukaryota, Fungi, Mortierellomycota, Mortierellomycetes, Mortierellales, Mortierellaceae.